UUUUAGGGAUAAAUCCUUCCCUGUGAGGGUGGUGAGCCCCUAGCACAGGAUGCCCAGAGCAGCAGUGGCGGCCCAGACCUGGAAUUGUCAAAGACCAGGUUGGAUGGGCUUGGAGCACCCUGGGACAGUGGAAGGUGUCCCUGCCCAUGGCAGGGGUGGGAUGAGGUGGUCACCAAAGUCCCCUCUAAUGCAAACCAUCCUGCAAGCCUCUGAUAACAGAUCUGGGCACAGGGGUGACCAAACCCCCCAAACUCUCCCUCCCCCAGGGGAAGCAGCAGCCAGGAGGGCACCCCUGGGGCCACUCUUUAGGGCGUUUUAGGGGGAUUUUAUUUUCCCCGCAGCAAAACCAAGCCCACCCUUUGUGUCAGGACUCGACGCUACUUUUUUCUGAACGCGAGAGCCUCCCUCGGAGAGGGAGGGGGGGGUGGCCCGGCACCCCAGCUUUGACGCGCAGCCCUGGUGACUCAAGCCUGCGUCAGGGGCUGCGUGUCCCUUCGCGCUGAUUUUUUUUUUUUUAAUAUAUUUUUUUAAAUUGCUUUUCCCUUCCUUUCUUUAUUUCCCGGGAGCCGAGCGGAGUUACCUCCCUCCGGCUGAGGCGAGCGGGGCCGGGCGAGCCAGCGCGCAUCCACCGGGCGGUGGCGGGGCGGGGUGGGGGGGACCCGGAGCGGAGCCUCCGGUACCUCGGAGCUUCAUCGCGGAGCGUUCCCGGCCGCCGCUCGCCUUUCCCCGGCCGCUGCUGCUCCCGGCUCCCCGCAGCACCGGCAGCCUCGGAGCGGCCCCGCCGCCGCCCGGACUCGCCGCCCCUCAGCGGAGCGGGGGGAACCUGGCUGAUUUCUCCGGGAAUUUGCGCCGUUUCCUCCGGGAGCGGGCCGGUUUCGCCUGGAAUCGCCUGGGUUUCAUCCUCCCGCAGCGCCCAGGUCCUGCUGAUGAAGAGGAGGUGAGGCCCGAGCUGUAGCUCACACCCUCUGCUCUUCCCUGUGGCGCCUCCACCCUCUUCCCCCAGCCCGUCCCGGCCCCGGGGCCGCCCGCAGCCGCCCCCAUGCCCAAGAACAGCAAGGUGACGCAGCGGGAGCACAGCAGCGAGCAUGUCACCGAGUCGGUGGCCGACCUGCUGGCCCACCAGGAGCCCGUGGACUACAAACGGAGCGUCCUCAACGUGACGGGGGAGGCCUGGGACAAGCAGAAGGAGGGGGACGAGGACCUGGACGAGGAGAACCGGCCGGCCUGGAACAGCAAGCUGCAGUACAUCCUGGCACAGAUCGGCUACUCCGUGGGGCUGGGCAACGUCUGGCGCUUCCCCUACCUGUGCCAGAAGAAUGGAGGAGGUGCCUACCUGGUCCCGUACCUGGUCCUGCUCAUCAUCAUCGGGCUGCCCCUGUUCUUCCUGGAGCUGGCGGUGGGGCAGCGGAUCCGCCGGGGCAGCAUCGGCGUCUGGAAUUACAUCUGUCCCCGCCUGGGGGGCAUCGGCUACGCCAGCUGCCUGGUCUGUUUUUUUGUUGGUCUCUACUACAACGUCAUCAUCGGCUGGAGCAUCUUCUACUUCUUCAAGUCCUUCCAGUACCCCCUGCCCUGGAGCGAGUGCCCCAUCGUGAGGAACGGCUCCGUGGCCGUUGUGGAGACUGAAUGUGAGAGGAGCUCAGCCACCACCUACUUCUGGUACCGGGAGACCCUGGACAUCUCCAACUCCAUCUCGGAGAGCGGCGGGCUCAACUGGAAGAUGACCCUGUGUCUGCUGGUGGCCUGGAGCCUUGUUGGCUUGGCCAUGAUCAAAGGCAUCCAGUCCUCGGGGAAGGUGAUGUACUUCAGCUCCCUCUUCCCGUACCUGGUGCUCGUUUGCUUCCUGGUGCGGGGCCUUCUGCUGCGAGGGGCAGUGGAUGGGAUCAUGCACAUGUUCACACCCAAGCUGGACAAGAUGCUGGACCCCCAGGUGUGGCGUGAAGCAGCCACACAGGUGUUCUUCGCCCUGGGCCUGGGGUUUGGGGGGGUCAUUGCCUUCUCCAGCUACAACAAGCAGGACAACAACUGCCACUUCGACGCCACCCUUGUCUCCUUCAUCAACUUCUUCACGUCUGUGCUGGCCACCCUGGUGGUGUUUGCUGUGCUGGGCUUCAAGGCCAACAUCAUGAACGAGAAAUGCGUGGUGGAGAAUGCUGAGAAGAUCUUGGGCUACCUGAACACCAAUGUGCUGAGCCAUGACCUCAUCCCACCCCACGUGAACUUCUCCCACCUCACUGCCAAGGACUACAACGAGAUGUACAGGGUGAUCAUGACGGUGAAGGAGGGGCACUUCAAAGAGCUGGGCCUGGAUGCCUGCCUGUUGGAGGAUGAGCUCAACAAGUCGGUGCAGGGGACUGGCCUGGCCUUCAUUGCCUUCACAGAAGCCAUGACCCACUUCCCAGCCUCGCCCUUCUGGUCCGUCAUGUUCUUCUUGAUGCUGAUCAACCUGGGCUUGGGGAGCAUGAUCGGGACCAUGUCGGGCAUCACCACGCCCAUCAUCGACACCUUCAAGGUGCGGAAGGAGGUGUUCACAGUCGGUUGCUGCAUCUUCGCCUUCGUAGUGGGGCUGAUCUUUGUGCAGCGUUCUGGAAACUACUUUGUCACCAUGUUUGACGAUUACUCAGCCACGCUGCCACUCACCGUCGUGGUCAUCCUGGAGAACAUCGCUGUGGCAUGGAUCUACGGCACCAAGAAGUUCAUGCAGGAGUUGACAGAAAUGCUGGGUUUCAGGCCCUACCAGUACUACUACUACACCUGGAAGUACGUGUCUCCCAUCUGCAUGGCCGUGCUCAUGACCGCCAGCAUCAUCCAGCUGGGAGUCAGCCCCCCAGGAUACAGCGCAUGGAUCAGAGAGGAGGCUGCUGAAAAGUUCCUGUUCUACCCAACCUGGGCCAUGGCCAUCCUCAUCUGCCUGAUCAUCCUGGCAUCCCUCCCUCUGCCCCUGGUCUUCAUCCUCCGGCAGUUCCACCUCGUGUCGGACGGCUCCAACGCCCUCUCCGUCACCUACAAGAAGGGCCGGAUGAUGAAGGACAUCUCCAACCUGGAGGACAACGACGAGACCCGCUUCAUCCUGAGCAAGGUGCCCAGCGAGACCCCGUCCCCCAUGCCCACGCACCGCUCCUACCUGGGCCCCGGGGGCAACUCCCCCAUGGAGAUGAGCAGUGCUCCCAAUGGACGGUACGGGAGCGGGUACCUGCUGGCCAGCACCCCUGAAUCCGAACUGUGAGGGCUGCCUGCCCUGCCCGCCACCCCCGCCGGCAGAGGGGGGCACUGGGGAGUGGAUCCUGUCUGUCCAGGCAACAGGGAAUUUAAUUACUAAGGAAGAUGAAGAAGAAACCCCUCUUAAAAUCGUAAGCAAAGCAGCCGUUUCUAAGGUGAAGUCGGGAGGAAGGGAUUGCAGGAGGGGCAGGACUCCUCUGACAACCCUCGGUGGAAAGGCAGGACCCCUGGACUCAUCUCCGGGGAAGGGAGGAGGAGUAAGAGACGCUGCAAUACCUUCCCAAGAGCUGUCCUCAUGCAGCUCAAAUCUGAAGCAAAGAAUCUCUUUCCUAAGCAGCUGAUGGUUGGAACAAGGACCUGGCAGCAGGUGGGAAGCCAACCACGCUUCCUCCUGUCACCCAGAGCUCUUCCCUCCCCGUCUGUUGUCCUUUAGCCGGGAGGAGUCAUGGCCUUAUUCCAACGAGCACAAUUAAUCAUCGAUGUUCAUAGCACAAAAAGGUGCUGUUGUUGUCACCAUCGUUGUUGUUGUUGUUGUAUCUCCUGUAGGUUUUUAUAGCUGUGGACACACCCAAGUAACUCCCCCAGAUUCUCACAGGGUUGGCAGGGAGCAGCGCGGGGCUGGCUGAGGUGUUGGGGGGUGUGAGGCAGGGCAUGGGGCAUCCCUGGAAUCUUUGUUGCCACCAGCAAAGGGGCGGUGGCCGGGAGUUGUUUGGAGGCACGGAGAUGUCACAUGCAUGGGAUGGAGGGGCUGGGGUGCUCUGUGGGUUGGUGUGAUGGUGCUGAGUGGCAGGAGGACCCCUGAGCUGACAGUGUUUGGGGGGUGUGAGCCUGUGUGGGGCCUGGAUGGGGGUCAGGAGAGCUCUGCUGGAAUUACUCCUGACGUGUGGGAUACUCUGCUGAACCAAAAUCCCUGGCAUGGUGAUCAUCUCCUCUCACUCCUCUCCUUAGAUGUCCCAGAGGGACAAGCAGAGGAGCUGUGGGACACCCAGUCCCACCACACUCCUGGUUUAGCUCUCAGGAAUCCACCCCUGACUUCCCUCCCUUGCCCCCUGCCGAGGUAAGCUGGCAGUGGUUCUCUCUGGAUGUGCCUCCUCAUUUCUCCUCGUGUCCCCUCCAUGCCAGGGAGGGGGACAUUGCCUCCUGUCACACCCCAAGGAGCUCAGCAGCCUUUGGAUGGGGGUGACCAGCUCUUGGGGACCACAGGCAUCCAGACCACAGGCUCUUAGGGGCCAGUGCUGGGUGCCAGGUCCCCUCCAGCUCUUGAUCCAGAGCCCCUGUGAGAGUCCAGGGGCCUCUCUUAUGCCCAUCCAUGUUUUUGGGGGAUCAGACUGAUGUGACCUGAUGUGCCCAGGCUGUCUGGGAAAGGGUGGGAUCUUCUAGCUCGGAGUGUCUCCCUCUGGGACUGAGGGUCAUUUCCCUGCAUCCUACGUGUAACCAAGCACUUCUGCCAAGGAUAACCUGGCAUCAUCCCCCUUUUCCUUGGGGACAUGGAAGCAGCAGCCUCCUUGCAGCCUCUCUCCCCUCUGUUCCCUCCAAAGGCUGGGGGAGUGCCUCAUCCUGGGUCCUGCUGGCUUAGGUUGUGCAUGGAGAUCUUUCAGGCCCCUCUGAGGGCCACAUCUGUGGAUGCUGGUUCAGACCCCUUCUCCUCUCCACUUUCCAGUUGCUUUUCUUCCACCUUGGUUCUCCUUUUCCACCUGGCUGGAGGUGAAGGCAGAAAGCAGCUGGUCCAUCCACCACACCCCUGAUUCUCAGCAUCCCCGUGGCCAGGAGGUUCCCACAGUGACAUCUCUUGAGGGUGUGAUCCUUUAUUCACAGUCUUCUCCAAGGACUUGGCUGGUGACCUGGAAACUCUUCCCAGACAAUUAGCUCAAGCCCUUCAUUAACAGAUUUUCUGGCGGAGGAGUGGACUGAACCAAAGCAGCUCAGUGAUUGUUCCAAGAGGCACCAGAUCUGAGAGUCGGGAUCAGCCACGCUCCUCCAGAAGCUCCCCCUUCCUCAUCCCCUCCACUGUCUUUCUCCUUCCUCUGCCCCUGCAAGAAGGACACAGAAAUGUCCCCAUGGCACCAUCUCUGGAAGGGAGAAGCCCAAAUCCAGGAGCGUUUUCAGCACCACGUUCCCUCCCAUUUCUAAUGGGGUCCAUCCUCACCUGACCAGCAGAGCAGAGGAUGAGUCAAAUCAUUGCCCAGCAUCCCCUCCCGACACCCCCGAGCCUGGGGCCGGGUUCCCACCGUAGCUCCCAUGGAGUUAACGGAGCAGGACACCCCCCAUAGCCAAAACUCUCAGUCCCACAUGCUCCCAUGGCUCGAUGCUCCUUGAACCCUGGGGGGAAGGAUCCGGCUCUCCACCUCUCCCACCCCCGUUCCCAAACCAGCCAGGGAAGCAUUUGCUUUCCUCUCUGCUUCUUGCAGCAUCAACAGGAGGCAAAGUCAAUAAGAAGGUAACAAAGAAGCUAUAUUAUAUAUAUAUAUAUAAAAUAUAUACAGAGAGAGGAGAUGGAAUAAUAACCUAGAGAUUCUCUAUUUCUAUUGUAUAUUUAUUCUGUAAAUGUCACUGUAAAUGCUGUUAAAUGACAAAUGGUAUUCCGAAGUGGCCCAUGACCUAUUUUCAUUCCCAGUGCUGUACAGAUCAAUUCUCAUUCUAUAGCAGGGCGUAUUUUUACCUUUUUAUUUCUUGUGCGUGGUGGGUGCACGUCCCCUCCUCCCCCCCAGCCCCAGAGGAUGAGGAGGAGGAGGAGGAGGAGGAAGAGUGACGACACCUUUACUUUUUAUCUGUGGAAAUACCGUGUUUUGUCGUGGCAUUUGCUCAGUGUUAGACACGGGCUGUGGGGUGGGGAGUGUGUGUGUGUUAGGUUUUAGGGGCUCCGUGUUGUCGCCGUGGGAGCGUGCGCGUGUUCGUCCGUAGAUGCCGUGCGUGGGCUGUGCGCGUGUCCGUGUGCGUGGGUGGCUUUAGGAUUCACUUCUGGCUGUACUCGCUCACUUUCCGAGCCUGCCUGGGGGCUCCUCCCCGCUCGCCGGGGCAGGUUCUCCCUGCACACACCUCCUCGGGGUCCCAGGCUGUGGAUCGGGCUGACCCCCAGUGGCUUUUAGCCCUAGGAAUCACUUCUUUUCCUCUUUUUCUGCACAGAGGCACAGGGAAUAGCUGCUAGUUGUGAGCACAGGCACUUUUCAGUUUUCCUUCAGGCAGUGGGACAAAGAGGGGGGGAACUACUGCCGAUGUCCCUGUCCCCCCACAUCAGCUCCUUGAGGGGUUCCCAGCCCAGCUCCUGCUGCUCGGAGCAGUGCGGUGUCCCUGGCCGGGGGACGGGGAGGCACUGGGUGAGUCAGGAGGGUCCGAACCCUGUUCCCUCUCUGGGGGAGGCUGUUCAGUGGGUCUGGAGAGGGCAGGAAGGAGGUUGCUACAGGGGCACACCCUGCGGUGCUGCAGCUGCAGGUCCAGCCGGUGGGGCUGCAGUUGGGGUGCUCUGCUCCCCAGCAUCUGCUGCAGGGACCUUGCCCCCGGUGCGAGGCAGAGGGGAUGACUGGAGCUGAUGACCGCGGUGUCCCACGGCUCAUCCCCCUCAAUCCCUUCAAAACAGCCCCUUCCUCACCUCUCAGCUCCUGCCCAGACCCCGAGAGGUCACAUCAAGCCCCAGCACCUCCCAGAAGCAGCUCCCACUGCCUUCUACUGCCCCCCACCCUUCCCGAGCGUGGGUCUCGCCAGCAGGAGCGGGGCCGGGUGGCCUCGGUGGCCGGGGGGGACAUGGCACAGCCGUGGCAGCAGCAGGACGCGGCUGCCUCCCCUGGGACAAGCACAACGCUGGGAACCCCUCCCGUACAGGUAAAGCACAGAGCUCGCAGUGGCGCGUCCCGUGUCCCCUGUAGCCGCAGUAGUUCCCCCGUGCGCCGGGCGGGGCCGGGCUGCACCGCCCGGCCCCUCGGCCACCGAGAGAAACCCUGUAAGAGCUGUACCAGAGUCUGAUUAAAAGUCUCUUCU
Molecule: messenger RNA, 7188 nt
Organism: Prinia subflava (tawny-flanked prinia)
Lineage: Eukaryota; Metazoa; Chordata; Aves; Passeriformes; Cisticolidae
Gene: SLC6A17
Product: solute carrier family 6 member 17
Exons: 12
Coding region: 1040-3223 (727 amino acids)
Biological process (GO): L-leucine transport; alanine transport; glycine transport
Cellular component (GO): plasma membrane; synaptic vesicle
Source: RefSeq, a predicted model, not a curated record